Molecule: messenger RNA, 3066 nt
Organism: Magnolia sinica
Lineage: Eukaryota; Viridiplantae; Streptophyta; Magnoliopsida; Magnoliales; Magnoliaceae
Product: LRR receptor-like serine/threonine-protein kinase GSO1
Exons: 2
Coding region: 66-2864 (932 amino acids)
Biological process (GO): protein phosphorylation
Molecular function (GO): protein binding; ATP binding; protein kinase activity
Source: RefSeq, a predicted model, not a curated record
UCCAUAGCGCCCCCUCAAGAAAAGCAAAGAAGACAACGGCGCAGGAUAACCUCCAACCCGCUAAAAUGCGCACCUACGUGCACGCCACCUUCCUCCUCAUCUCCUUCAUCCCUCUAGCCAUCUCCCAACUUACCCAAAACCAGGAAACGGCCAUGAAAUCCCUCUCCGUCAACCUCAAUUCCUCUCUCUGGAACACAACAGACUCAAACCCAUGCAAUUGGAAUCGAGUCAAUUGCACCCAAAACUCCAUCACCCAUCUCAAUCUCUCUGGUCUCGGCCUCUCAACCAAUCCCUUCCUCAUAGAAAUAUGCCAGCUCGAUUCGUUGCAGUCGCUCGAUCUUUCCCAAAACCUUCUGACUUCAGUCCCACAUGCUUUCUUCACUGCUUGCGGCGAAAGAAGCAACCUGAAAUCCCUCAAUUUGAGCAUGAAUAUGUUAAAUGGCUCCCUACCACCUUUGCAGGGUUCUGUCAGCUUGGAGACCUUGGACCUGUCUUUCAAUUUCUUGGGUGGAAAUAUCACUUCUCAGUUACAUGAUUUGGUUGGAAUCAAAAGCUUGAAUUUGAGCUUUAACAGCUUCAUUGGGCCUAUUCCACACCUACUGGGGAAAAGCAUGGGAUUGGAAGAGUUGCGGCUCUCCGGUAACUACUUUGAAGGUGCAAUUCCUGAAGAGAUUUUCAGAUACAGGAAACUGAGACUACUCUGUCUUAGCUUCAAUAGGCUUGAAGGCUCUGUUUCUAAUAAGCUAGGAGAGCUUUCCAAGUUGGAAAUUCUCCUCCUCUCUUCCAAUAAUUUUAGUGGAAGAAUACCAGAAAGCUUGUUGCAGAUUAAGAAGCUGUCACGAUUUCGAGCAAGGCAAAACAGAUUUACAGGCCCCAUUCCUCGGGGGAUUUUGGAAUAUGUUGAGGUUUUAGACCUCAGUUAUAAUAGUUUGAGCGGAACGAUCCCUUCUGAUCUUUUGUCAAGUCCAAAUUUAUGGUUUGGUGAUCUAAGUUAUAAUUCGUUAGGAGGGCCGAUUCCAGUGAACUUGUCUAAAAGCUUGCUUCGUUUGCGAUUGGGCGGGAAUUCGCUCAUUGGGUCAAUUCCACCAUCGGUUGGGAACCUCUCAGAUCUGAUGUUUCUCGAGAUGGAUGGCAAUAUGUUGACUGGGGCGAUCCCAUUGGAAUUGGGGAAGUGCAGGAACUUGAUGCUGUUGAAUCUCGGUCAGAAUCAGUUGCAAGGUUUGAUUCCGAAAGAAUUGAGUAAUCUUCAACAGCUAGAAGUUAUGAAGCUUGAUAGGAACGAAUUACGUGGGGAAAUCCCGAAUGAAAUUUCACAGUUGAAGAGCCUGAUGAUGCUGAAUCUUGGCUGGAAUUCCCUUACCGGUGCAAUACCUUCAGCUUUUUCCAACCUGACAGAUCUUUCGAUUUUGAAUUUGGAAGGUAACCAACUUAACGGUUCAAUACCUAAUAUUUUUUCUAAAUCGAAAUUGCUGUUAGAACUCCUGCUAGGAAACAACAACCUUUCUGGAGAAAUUCCAAGAAUGCCGUCAAGCUUGCGGAUAGCACUCAACCUCAGCAGCAAUCACUUCCAUGGACCAAUACCGGUAAGUCUCAAAGGACUGUCUAAUUUAGAGGUCUUAGAUCUCUCAGACAACGAAUUUACCGGCGAGGUUCCGCAGUUCUUGACUGUGCUGCAGUGCCUGACAAUACUGGUGCUUUCCAAUAAUCAGCUUUCAGGAACUCUUCCACAAUUCAACCGGUGGGUCAAUGUUGUUACCACUGGAAAUGACAAUCUGAUCCGAAAUCCUACCAUCGAUUCAUCUAAGGGAAAAGCCACAGCCAUUUUGCUAAUUGCAGUGGCAGUUGCAGGUGCUAUUCUUGGUUUAGGGGCUGUGGCAGUGAUCUUUGUUUUGAUUCCGAGACGGUCUAAUCGUAUCGAUGAUGAAAAUAUACAGUCAGGAGAAGAUCACCAACGCGUUAUCGACAGACAUCUAAUAACUAGAGACAGCAACCAUUGUUCCAGCAUCAACUUCACCAGAGCCAUGGAAGCUGUCAGCAACCCAGCCAACAUCUUCCUAAAGAGUGGGUUCUCAACCUACUACAAGGCCAUUAUGCCCUGCGGAAUGAGCUAUUCUGUCAAGAAGCUCGACUGGAGUGACAAUAUAUUUCAGUUGGGAAGCCAUGAAAGGUUCAGACAGGAGUUGGGGAUCGUAGGGGGUUUGAGUAGUUCAAGAGUUAUGGCCCCUCUGGCAUAUGUUUUGACAGCUGAUAGUGCUUACCUGUUCUACGAACAUGCCCACAAGGGAACCCUCUUUGAUUUUCUUCACAAAAAACUGGGAGAUGUUCUGGAUUGGCCAUGUCGCCACAGCAUCGCGCUGGGAGUGGCCCAGGGUCUGGCUUUUCUGCAUGGGUGCAUCGACCCAGUUCUCCUACUCGACCUAUCAACAAAGACCAUCCUAUUAAAGUCAAUGAACGAGCCGCAGAUAGCAGAUGUCGAGCUUUUCAAAGUCAUUGAUCCUUCGAAGAGCACUGCAAGCCUUUCUACCAUUGCUGGUUCUGUGGGGUACAUUCCUCCAGAGUAUGCCUACACAAUGAGGGUGACUAUGCCUGGCAAUGUCUAUAGUUUUGGGGUCAUCUUACUUGAAUUACUGACUGGAAAACCACCAGUCAGUGGAGAAACUGAAUUAGCCAAAUGGGUGCUGAGUAAUUCGGUGCAGAAUGAUGCGUGGGAGCAGAUUCUUGAUUCUAGUAUCAGCAAGACAUCACUUGUGGUUCGCAGUCAGAUGCUCUCAGUAUUGAAGGUUGCUUUGUGUUGUGUUAGCACCUCACCAGACGCAAGGCCCAUCAUGAAAAAUGUGGUGAGGAUGUUGCUUAAUGCCAGAUAAGUUGUCAGAAGUUAUUUAGAAUACAGGAGUCAGUUUGGGACAUUGAAUGUCCCAUUCGCUUUCUGGUUAUUCAUUUGUUGGUAUAAUGUGUGCUUUUAAUGGAGUUUAUACGACUGUUCUAUAAACUUACAUUUAAAGACAGCUAUGUUAUUUUCUCUUCAGUACAUGAUAUAGGCAUCAAUCUUGAGAGUUGUAAUUUGAA